Messenger RNA from Endocarpon pusillum Z07020, 1020 nucleotides. RefSeq lists its product as uncharacterized. The coding region runs from base 1 to 1020 and encodes 339 amino acids. The transcript has 2 exons. NCBI's taxonomy places the organism in Eukaryota, Fungi, Ascomycota, Eurotiomycetes, Verrucariales, Verrucariaceae. The record is from RefSeq and is a predicted model, not a curated record. Gene Ontology annotation, molecular function: nitronate monooxygenase activity.
AUGCCCUUCAAUACAGAACUCACCCGCCGACUAGGCAUCCGAGUCCCCGUCGUGCAGGGCGGCAUGCAAUGGGUUGGCUACGCCGUGCUCGCCAGCGCCGUCUCCAACGCCGGCGGCCUCGGAAUCCUAACCGCCCUCACCCAACCCACGCCCGAAGACCUACGCUCCGAGAUCCGCAAAUGCCGCUCCCUCACCGACAACCCAUUCGGUGUGAACAUCACCCUGCUUCCCUCACUGAACCCACCAAAUUACACCGCUUACGCCAACAUCUGCAUCGAGGAAGGCAUCAAGAUCGUGGAGACGGCAGGGAAUUCACCCGGCCCGGUGAUCAAGCUGCUGAAGGACAAUGGUGUGACCAUCUUGCACAAGUGUACGACGAUACGACAUGCCCAGUCAGCGGUCAAGCUGGGGGUGGAUUUCCUGAGUAUCGACGGGUUUGAGUGUGCGGGACACGUAGGGGAGAGCGACAUCACGAAUUUCAUCCUCUUGUCACGGGCGCGGCAGAGUUUGAAGGUUCCAUUUAUCGCCUCGGGCGGGUUUGCGGAUGGGCAGGGUCUGGCUGCUGCGUUGGCACUUGGGGCGGAGGGCAUAAAUAUGGGCACGAGGUUUAUGUGUACGAUUGAAGCACCGAUUCAUCAUAAUAUCAAGCAGGCGAUUGUGAAGGCUCAGGAGACGGAUACAGAGCUGGUAUUGAGACGCUGGAGGAAUACGACGAGAUUGUUCAAGAACAAGGUCACCGAUGAGAUUCGGGAAGUGGAGAAGGGGAGCCAGGAGGGGAAAUUUGAGGAGGUGGCUCCAUUGGUCAGUGGGAAAAGAGGUAGGGAGGUUUAUGUGAACGGGGAUAAGGACUUUGGAGUCUGGACGGCGGGACAGGUCAUUGGGCUGAUCCAUGACGUGCCGACCUGUGAGGAGCUGGUGGGAAGGAUUGAGAGAGAGGCCUUAGAGGCAUUACAGAAUAUGCGGAGUCUGUGGCGUGAAGACAACCCUAGUAAGAGUAUAGCGAGGGCGAGUAAGUUAUGA